Molecule: messenger RNA, 435 nt
Organism: Sphenostylis stenocarpa
Lineage: Eukaryota; Viridiplantae; Streptophyta; Magnoliopsida; Fabales; Fabaceae
Source: the annotation of a GenBank genome assembly
AUGGAUUCCAGUCGCACUAGAAUGUUGGCACAGGCUGUAUAUGUCCUCCUUGUGAUAACGUGCGUGGCCGAGGGGACCGAGCCCAGAACCAUUUUGGUUGGAGACUCUCAAGGUUGGCGUGCGGGCACUAACUACACGCAAUGGGCCAUUCAAAAUAGCCCCUUCCACAUAAACGACACGUUGGUGUUCAAGUACCCCCCACCAGGAAAUUCGACGGUUACGCAGAGCGUGUACUUGCUCCCAAACCUGUGGAGCUAUAUAACCUGCGAAUUCAGAGGAGCAAAGGUGUUGGGGAACGCAAGCGAAGGACAUGACGAGGGGUUUAAGGUUGAACUGAAUGAGUUGAAGUCCUAUUACUUUGCCUCUGCCGAAGGCAACUCCUAUGACUGCCUCGCCGGUCUCACCAAGUUCGUGGCUCACCCCUCCACACCCUAA